Messenger RNA from Rhizophagus irregularis DAOM 181602=DAOM 197198, 996 nucleotides. RefSeq lists its product as uncharacterized. Lineage: Eukaryota; Fungi; Glomeromycota; Glomeromycetes; Glomerales; Glomeraceae. The record is from RefSeq and is a predicted model, not a curated record.
AUGAGUAUGUGUUUUGAUGAUCAUUUCAUCGGUUGGAGAAAACGAAAUACCAAAGAAUUUCGUGCGCAUUCAGUAAUCUUACGUGCUCGUUCUCCUUAUUUUAAAGGUGUUCUUUCAUCCACUUGGAUUACAAAGAAAAAUGAUAUGAUCAUCUUUCAUAAGCCAAAUAUUGCUCCAAAUAUCUUUGACAUGAUUUUAAGAUAUAUUUAUUUAGGCGAACUGGACCUGACAGAACAACCGGGUGAAGAUAUUCUUAAACUUUUAAUUGCAUCUGAUGAGUUACUUCUUGAAGAAUUAGUUGAAUAUUCACGAGACUACUUGAUCAAACAUCAACGAAAUUGGAUUCAAAAAAAUUUUGUUCUUAUUCUUAAUACUGCAUGUAAAUAUACAAGUUGCAAGACUUUACAAGAUUAUUGUUUUAAAAUAAUUUGCCUUAACCCAGAGCUAUUGAUUACUUCGGAUAACUUUCUCUCAUUAGACAAAGAUAUUUUUUAUGACCUACUUGAACGAGAAGACUUAUUGAUUAAAGAAAUCGUUAUUUGGGAUCACUUAGUAUUGAACAGACCCAUGUAUCGAUGGGAAUCAUUUAAAAAUAAAUGUAAAGGCCAAGUAGAUAGUUUAGUUCUAGUUAAAGUUAAACAAGCAAGUAAAAUAUUUGGCGGAUACAGUUCUAUUGGAUUUAACUCAAUUGGAGACAGUCUUUUACGUAUUUAUAAUGGUAGACAACGAUUUUAUUAUUCAUCAGAUAACUUCAUCUUUUCGUUUGAAAAUGAAGAGGAUACUCAAAAUAUGAAAAUAAGUCGUGUGAUAAAAUACGAUAAAGCUAUAUACGAUUAUUACACCAUUGGAUUUAAUUUUGGUUUUAAUUCAUUAUAUAUAAAUGAUUGUCAACACUUACAAGCUUAUAAUCUUUACCAUUAUUACGAAAAUAAUAUAAAUACAGAAAUGGUUUAUAAUAUUGAAGAAAUUGAAACAUUUGUUAUAGUUAAACAAUAG